ACUGGACCAAAGCCUUGUAUAUUGUCAUUUAGUCUUUACAGCAACUCUAUGAGGUCAUUGUUCUCCAUUUUACAGAUGUGGAAACAGGCCCAGAAUGUCAAGUGGGGGUGGUGGUACCUGAACCCAUGCUGCUGAACUCGAACCUCUCUGGGGGGAGGAAGCAGGUAUUGAAGAUGGAUGGACCACAGAAUGUUGUCUCCAGUGAUGAUAGCUGUGUAGGUGAUGCAGUUAUAGAAAAGUACGUGGUGGAAUCCACAGAAUCUGCCUCUCAUGUUCAGCUGGCCUGCAGCGAGCCUUACUGUGCUUUUCCUCUAAAUGGACAUGAGCUUUGUGUUUGGAAUGCCAGGAGUCCUUCUGACCAGUUGCUAAGCCUAAGAGGACACCAUCAGUCCAUCACUGCGGUGACGUUUGGAAAUGAAGGGAGUCCGCUUCUGCUCUGCUCUGCAUCCCGUGACCGUGUGAUAGUGUGGAACUUGGAGGAAUGCAGAGAGGACGCACUUGAGGGGGCAGCUCCUCGAGGGACUGUCCUGGGCACGCUGCUGGGGAAGGUGCUUUGCCUACGGUUCAGUCCGGAUGAUCGUACCGUUGCCGUGUGCGCUGGGAAUAAAAUACUCAUGCUGGACGCCAAGGGCCCGUCUGUCCUGGCCGAGCUGCGGGGCCACCUGGCUCCUGUGACCGCGCUGGUGUUCUGUGCUUGGCAGGCAAACCUUGUCAUCUCAGUGUCUGAGGACAGAACCUUCAAGGUCUGGGACUGCCGUGUGGGGACAUCGGUGCACACCUCGCCAGUGCUGACAGCGUACCCUCUCCUCCGCGUGUUCGUCGACGAAGAGACGAAGCAGCUCGUCGCCGGGUGUGCUGAUGGCCAGCUUUGGAUCUUCAGUUUGGUUGAAGCACAUCAUUAUCGUUGUGUGACACGUGUUGACCUGAGGAAAAAGAGAGCGAGCUUCUCCGCCAGAAAGGUGCCGUCUGGACCGUGCGGCCUCUCAGGAGAGAGUCAGCUGUCCUCUAGAAAUGAGCAGGAAAAAGAAGAGAGGAUUGAAUCUGUAUUUCUUGUCCUGCAACUGGAACGCUGUGACCUGUCCCACAUUCUGAAUCCUGUGUGUGAGUGCCUGCCUUCUGAGAAUACCAAGUGUCUGUGGAUUGGAAGCUCGGCUGGCUUGUUCCUAUUUAACUUGGCAAACUUUGAAUUGGAAGCUGUUUUACUUUACAAAGAUUUUACAAGCCUCAGCAUUAAAGUGGCUGGAUCAUGUGCAAUAAUGAACAGAACGACAAAUGAAAAGGCCUUUUGCUUACUCGCGUCCAUGUUUGGAAAUGAGAUAGCCGUGUUGGAAAUCAACCUCCCUGCACUUCUGAGGUCUCAGCAGGGCUCUGGCGUGGGGAAGGGCCUUUCUGUAUUGGCAAGUUCCUGUGUCUUACCGACCUCUCCACUGUAUUUUGGAGCUGCUGAGAAGAAAAGUACUAAGCCUGUUGGUCAGAAGCAAUCUGCUGCCCGGAAUCCCGUCCAGGACCGGCCGCUAGUCUUCCACAGUAAAGUCCGGUCUUCGGGCUACACCGCUGCCCCUCAUGUAGCUAUGUCUUCACCAAAGACUAAUGUUAAGAAUGAUGGGAAAAGAGCUUCAAAGUGCAAGAACAGUUACAAAUGCAGAGACUAUCCUCUGGAGAGCUCCCUGCCAGCCCGCCUCCGCGAGCGGGUCGCUGUGGCCCAGGCACCCACCGCGGUGUGCCACCUGCAGUACUCAGGUGAUGGGCAGCGUCUGGCCUGUGGCUUAGCCAACCAUUUACUGCUCGUCUUCGAUGGCAGCCUUACUGGAGCGCCAGCUGCUUUUUCAGGUCACGACGGGCCGGUGAGUGCCGUCAGCUGGAGUCACGGCGGGGAGUGGUUGGUGUCCGCGUCCCAGGACAGGUCCCUGAGGCUGUGGUCGGCCCGCGGGGCUGCGCGCACGGUACUCCUGGGCAAAGACAUGUUCUCUAAGCCGAUACAGUUUGCACAGUUUUAUUAUGUAGAUGCUUUUAUAUUGCUGUCCUCUGGCCCGGAAUUGCAUCUACUGAAGUAUCAUAUGGAGACUUGCAAAGACGAGAUCAAAAGAUAUAAACAGAAGAGCAAGUUUAAACCAGUUCACAGGCUCUCUAUGACGAAUGCGACAGAGAUUACCAGCUUGUCAGCAGUAAACGAUUUCUAUUCCCAUAUCGUGCUUACGGCCGGCCGAAAUAGAACUUUAGAGAUUUUUGACCUCAAUGCCGGCUGCAGUGCAGCUGUGAUCUCAGAAGCCCAUUCUCGACCUGUCCAUCAGAUUUGUCAAAACAAAGGAUCAUCCUUUGCAGCCCAACAACCCGAGGCUUAUAACCUUUUCCUCACCACGGCUGUGGGGGACGGGAUAAAGCUGUGGGACCUGAGGACUCUGAGGUGUGAGCGCUGCUUUGAGGGACACGCAAACCGCUGCCACCUGUGUGGGGUUGCUCUGAGUGCGUGUGGACGGCGUGUGGCCUGUGGUGCGGAGGACAGACACGUCUACCUGUAUGAAAUGGGGUCAAGUACUUUUUCCCGCAGGCUGGGAGGACACACGGACACAGUUACCCAGGUGGCCUUCAGCCCCUCAGCUCCUCAGGUACAGCUUUACUCUGUGUAGGGCACCUCCGCUCCACACAGGUCUUGCAUCAAUGUUCUCAUGUCUGUUAGACUUUAUUUUGGUGAAAUUUUACUUCUAAGAAAACUUAACAAUUUUCAUUGAGUGUAGGAGAAGAACUUAGGAGAUAAACCUGUAUUCCGGAGGAAGAACAAUCUAGUGUAUUUUCUUCUGUAAGAGGAUACAGUCGGUGCCUCUGCACGUUUGACCUGACAGAAAUAUAGAAAGGUGUGGAACUGAGCUUUAGAAAAAUAUGGAUAUAUCUAUAGCAGGUAUGAUUAUAUAUUGCACUAGUGUGAACACUAGUUGAAACAGAAGGAAGAAAGCAAGUAAAAACAGCAUUUGAAAAUUAUUACAAAAGGAAUUUGAUGCAGAAGGAGGACCACAAAAUUUAAAGAAGCUUUCUUAAUUAGAAGAAAAGAUUAAAAGAAGACAGCAUCAAUUGCAAAUCAAUUGUAUGGAAUAAUAAGCAAUCAUUAUCAAUGUAGAGGGAAAUAUUUUGUAGAAGAGGUAAAAAUAUUUGAAUACUAAUUACUCUUGAAUAUUUGUGAAUAUCUUUCUAUUACAUUUUGUUCUUUUACAUUUGAAACCUUGAUUCAGAGAAUAAUAUUGUGUGCUU
Trichechus manatus latirostris (Florida manatee) is the source of this 3243-nucleotide messenger RNA. RefSeq names its product WD repeat domain 27 (gene WDR27). The coding region runs from base 126 to 2627 and encodes 833 amino acids. NCBI's taxonomy places the organism in Eukaryota, Metazoa, Chordata, Mammalia, Sirenia, Trichechidae. The transcript is spliced from 24 exons. The record is from RefSeq and is a predicted model, not a curated record. Gene Ontology annotation, molecular function: protein binding.